Molossus molossus (Pallas's mastiff bat) is the source of this 2315-nucleotide messenger RNA. It is a transcript of the gene RRAGC, whose product is annotated as Ras related GTP binding C. The coding region runs from base 17 to 982 and encodes 321 amino acids. Gene Ontology annotation, molecular function: GTP binding; GTPase activity. The record is from RefSeq and is a predicted model, not a curated record. The transcript is spliced from 7 exons. Gene Ontology annotation, biological process: positive regulation of TOR signaling; cellular response to amino acid stimulus; regulation of autophagy. Gene Ontology annotation, cellular component: nucleus; lysosome; Gtr1-Gtr2 GTPase complex. Lineage: Eukaryota; Metazoa; Chordata; Mammalia; Chiroptera; Molossidae.
GAAAAGACACUGAAAAAUGGUGGUGUUUCAUAAAAUGUCACCCAACGAGACACUCUUUUUGGAAAGUACCAACAAGAUUUACAAAGAUGACAUUUCCAAUAGCUCCUUUGUGAAUUUCCAAAUAUGGGAUUUUCCUGGGCAAAUGGACUUUUUUGACCCAACUUUUGACUAUGAGAUGAUCUUCAGGGGAACAGGAGCAUUGAUAUAUGUCAUUGAUGCACAGGAUGACUACAUGGAGGCUUUAACAAGACUUCACAUUACUGUUUCUAAAGCCUACAAAGUUAAUCCAGACAUGAAUUUUGAGGUUUUUAUUCACAAAGUUGAUGGUCUGUCUGAUGAUCACAAAAUAGAAACACAGAGAGACAUUCAUCAAAGGGCCAAUGAUGACCUUGCAGAUGCUGGGCUAGAAAAACUCCACCUUAGCUUUUAUUUGACUAGUAUCUAUGACCAUUCAAUAUUUGAAGCCUUUAGUAAGGUGGUACAGAAACUUAUUCCACAACUGCCGACCUUGGAAAACCUAUUAAAUAUUUUUAUAUCAAAUUCAGGUAUUGAAAAAGCUUUUCUCUUCGAUGUUGUCAGCAAGAUCUACAUUGCAACAGACAGUUCCCCUGUGGAUAUGCAGUCUUAUGAACUUUGCUGUGACAUGAUUGAUGUUGUAAUUGAUGUGUCUUGUAUAUAUGGGUUAAAGGAAGAUGGCAGUGGAAGUGCUUAUGACAAAGAAUCUAUGGCAAUUAUCAAGCUGAAUAAUACAACUGUCCUUUAUUUAAAGGAAGUGACUAAAUUUUUGGCACUGGUCUGCAUUCUUAGGGAAGAAAGUUUUGAACGAAAAGGUUUAAUAGACUACAACUUCCAUUGUUUCCGAAAAGCUAUUCAUGAAGUUUUUGAGGUGGGUGUGACUUCUCAUAGGGGCUGUGGUCAUCAGACCAGUGCCCCCAGCCUGAAAGCAUUGGCACACAAUGGCACACCGAGAAAUGCCAUCUAGCCUGCAUUCCAGUGGUCGGGGCUUUGUGCCAGCUUACUCUUCACUACAGGGUCAGAUGCCACGUGCUACAGGACAUGGGAGUUGCCACUUGUGGGAAUCUGGUGCCUGUUCCACUAGAGACGAAGGGUAGAGUUUCUCAUUUGGAUGAAAACUCCUUCAACCAGUGGUCUACAACUGAAUCUACUAUUUCUUCUUUUUAAAAAAUGACAAAAAAGAAUUCCAGAGACCACAGAACUCAAGUGUGUGUUUCUCUUCUUUGGGGUCCUACUUUAAGUAGUUGGGAUAUUUUGGACUUGGAGAUAACACCACUUACCCAUCCUUACCAGGGAGUGUUGUCAUCAUUUACCAGUUGAAAAUAAUAGAACUGAAUUUUUAUAUGCUCCACUUAGGUUUUCAGUUGAGUAGUCUGUAAAAAUGCUGCUUUGCUUAAGUUCUAACACUGCCUCUCAGAUUUCAAUUUUGAACAUUGCAUACCUAAGACCUUUUAAAUGCAUUUGCUUGCUAACUCAGAAGACUCAUGGUCUGACUGCAGCAAAGGACAUUCCUGUAUUUGUUACUGAAGAAAGGAGAAACUUUUAUGUUGCAUCGGGUCAAAGGCAAGGUUCAGCAGUGGAAGCACUGAGGAAAAUAUUUUAAAACCGAAGAAAAUUUUUGCACCGGUGUUUUGGGUACCAGAUAUCUGGGUUCUUCUGCAUGAGAUGAAUGAUCAUGAUCGAUGUAGUAAGGGGAAUUUAAAAAAAUUAUUUUCCCCACAAUCUCCUCCUCCUAGGGGAGGAACUCAUUAUGUCAUUGAAAUAUUUAACUCAUUUUUCUUUAAACUUGAUACCAGCAGCUACAUACCUUUUAUUCUAAGCUAUCUAGAUUCCUUAAGUACUGCUGUUUUGUUGAUCAUGAAUGACCCUCAGGCACUGGUCCUCUAGGAGUCGGAGAGAGCACAUGGUGCUACAGACGUGUUGUUCAAAAUACUUUGUCUCCAGUAUUCUGACACCAAGUGUCAACUGUGGUACUUCCUUCGCCUAGCAUAUUCACAAUUUUUUCUUUUUGUUGUUGGUUUUUACCCUUUCUGUUGAUUUAAACUUACACAUUAUUUUUACUACUCAUGCCCAGAGGUCAUUUAUUCCAAAGCCACUGGACCACUUGAGUACAUGAGUGCCACUGUUGAAUGAAAUGUGUAUGUUCAGGUCUGUAAACUUAAUAGUGUGACUUGGAGUGCUUCCUGCAGGUGACUCUGACUGCUGAGUAUUUACAUGGACCAUGGUGAUAUCCAAAAGAAAAAUGCUUUUAUAUUUAUAGAUUAUUUCGUUGAACUAUAUAAAAUGGGUAUCAAUAAAUG